Penicillium cinerascens is the source of this 3774-nucleotide messenger RNA. Its product is annotated as pentatricopeptide repeat protein. The record is from RefSeq and is a predicted model, not a curated record. Gene Ontology annotation, molecular function: protein binding. The transcript has a single exon. The coding region runs from base 1 to 3774 and encodes 1257 amino acids. NCBI's taxonomy places the organism in Eukaryota, Fungi, Ascomycota, Eurotiomycetes, Eurotiales, Aspergillaceae.
AUGGUUUUUAAACCGUUCACCCAUCUCGCGCGCCAGAGUUUCACCAAAGCCUUCACCCAUGGCUAUGCUCAGUCGGUAGUUGCGGCGUCGCAGUCCUCAUACGCGUCGUCCACCACCUUAAAUUCCCUCGCUACCCAACCCGCCAAGUUCUCUCGCACACAACUCCAGAAUGCUUUUAACGCGUCCAGCUCCUCCGGCGCCGGCGCCAAAGCGAGUCAGGGCGGCUCAGGCUCUGGGGAUUUCGGUUUAGCUGCUUAUUACGCUGCCUGGCAGCACGCCCAGCAGACUGGCGAUGACAGUGACUGGCGCUCGGUUCAUUUCAAGCGCCGUAUCGGAUGGAAACCUUCCGCCGAGGAUGUCGAGGGCAAAGAGGAACGGGCCCGUUCGCCCGAAACCGUGCCGCCCCAUCUGACCAAGGCCGCUGUGCACGAGGAUGUCAGCGCUCAGGUUGAGGAGGCCGUCGCCCGAGAGAUCCAGAUCCAGGAGGAACAAGCACAGGCGGAGGAAGCGUCGGAGGCAAUCGAGACCGCCGCCGAGUCUGAAGAUGCGCUUGUGGCCGAGGCUAUAUCCGACGAGACCAAGGCCGCCUCGGAACGCAUUGUCCAGCUGGCCACUUCGAAGAACUAUGCCGCGAUCCCUGCAGCCUUUCAAUCAUUGCUCAAGGAUGGAAUGACCCCGACUGUCGAUGCGUACAAUGCCCUCCUCGUCGCCGCCAUCCAGCUCAACCCCGAUCCCGCCCAGGCCAUUCCCAAGGCCCUCGAUGUCUACUCUGAUAUGCUUCGUCGUAGGGUAAUUCCCGAUGAAGAUACUUACCAAACCCUCGUCCAGCUGCUUGUGACCCAGGCGCAUGAGAUCAUCAAGGCCAAAGAGGUGCUCGAACGGCAACGUGUCCGCUAUGGCGGUAUGGAGGAGCCUGGCAAGUUUAUGCUUCAGUCCAGUGAACUGGAGCGCGAUAUUCUUGCCGAGGACCACUCCUUGUCUAUCGCUGUCAAGCUUUUCAAUACUGCCACGACCCGUCACUCCCGACUCGUGUUCCCGCUCGACCUCUACCGCAAUCUCAUCAUUGCCUGUGCCCGCGAGGGUUUGGUGGAGGACAUGAUCCGUAUCUACUCCCACAUGGAACAGCAAAAGGUUACUCCCCAUGCGACUAUCUUCCCGUGCAUGAUUGAUGCCUUUGCUAGUACCGGUGACCUCAAGAGCGCCGUGGAAUGCUACAACGAGUAUCGCACCCUUGCGGUUUCGGACGACAAUGGAGUAUUCACUAUUGUCAAGCGCCUGGACGGUGAGGUGUACGCUGCUCUGAUCCGUGCCUACUUGUCCUGUGGCAGACAAGAGGGUGCUCAGGGCUUCCUUGACCGAAUUCGCUCCUCGUUUGACGAUGUCACCGAGAACCGCGAGGGCCGGUGGGCUGCAGUGGAAGAAGUGAUCGUGCAGGAUGCCCUCGUGCAACACUCAUUGAAUGUCGGCGAGCACAGCAAGGCCCUAGAGCUAGCCAAGGCCCAAUUACAUGAUGAGGCUCGGGACCAUGCCAUCUCCCGAAUCUGCAUUGCCGCGGCUGAUGCCGGCGAUCUUACGACUGCCUCCGAGGCAUAUGACCGCCUGUCCACCAACCCUGAUGUUCGACAGAACCCCGCCAUCUCACUUCUCGCUCUUCAAAUUCGUCGGGGCAACGUUUCGGCGGCCCGCUCCCUGUGGAUUAUGCUGACCACCGUGGGUCAGGCAACCCCGGAUCUGAUCCAGCCGACCACCAUGUACGCGGUUGCGCUACUCAAGAGUGGCCAGGUUGAGGAGGGCCUGCACGAGGCGCGCAACAUGUUUGCCCGUAUUCGCAACGCCUCUGCCGACCAGGUCACUGUCCCUACCACCGCACGUGAGCAAGUCACCGAGUCCCUCCACCUCUUUGGUCGCGUCCUUGUGCAGACGGCCGCUGUUCUCUCGCCUUCUUCCUCCAUGACUCUUCUGUGGUCUAUGAUUGAGAACGGCGGUCUGGUGUCCCCCCUGGCCGAACAUGCCGUCGCCAGCCUCGGACCCGUGGGCAUCUCUCAGCUGAACCCCACCGACCUCACCCUGGCCCUCCAGGUCCAGGCUGGUAUGAUGGCCAAUAACAGUGCGAUGAUUUUCGAUGUCGCUCACCUUGUCCGCUUCGCACACAUGCUCGAAGUCGCGCUGUCAACUUCUCUCCCGCUGGAUACGUACACGACUCACCUGGUCGAUCAGGCUGUCGCCAACCUCUUCGCCAGUCGCCCUGAUGUCGUCAAGAGAUGGCAGGACCACCUGGAGGCGUCUACUCAGGCUUCUUUCCUGUCUGAACGCCACAGCCCCGUUUCCAUGGCCGAGACCUCCAUCACGACCCCGUCUUCAAGCCCCGACUCCUUCGACCCUUAUGCCCAGGCCACCGACUUCCGAGGGUCUGCUAUUAUCGCUGAUGAGCUCGAGAAGACCGCCGGCCGGGCAGAGACUCACCUCAACGAGGCUUUGAUCCGGCUCAAGAACAUGCGUCGCAUUGGUCGUCACCCUCGCUACAUCACGUACGCGAAGCUGAUCACUGCCGCCGCCAAGGCCAACCGCAUGGAGCUGGUCAACGAGAUCCACAACAUGGCGCGCGCCGACGUCCCUCUCAACCCGGCUUACAAUGCUGUCAAGUACGGUUGGGUUUCAAUCCUCGAUGCCAUGGUCUCUGCGUGCCUCACUCUCGGUGACCGUCGACUGGCUGGCCAAUUCCACCAGGAGCUGCUCGGCCUGGGCUCUGCGCCCUCCGCGAACACCUUUGGUCUGUACAUCACCACGUUGAAGGAAUCGACCAAGACCUUUGACGAGGCCACUGAGGCUUUGAAGAUUUUCCACCGCGCAGUUGCUGAGGGUGUCGAGCCCACUUCGUUCCUGUACAAUGCUCUGAUCGGUAAACUGGGCAAGGCUCGUCGUAUCGAUGACUGCCUCGCCUACUUUGCCGAGAUGCGUGCCAACAACGUGCGUCCGACUAGCGUCACUUACGGAACCAUCGUCAACGCGCUCUGCCGAGUCAGUGACGAGCGCUUCGCCGAGGAGAUGUUUGAGGAGAUGGAGUCCAUGCCUAACUACAAGCCGCGUCCCGCUCCCUACAACUCUAUGAUCCAAUACUUCCUGAACACCAAGGGCGAUCGCAGCAAGGUUCUCGCUUACUAUGAGCGCAUGCAGGUCCGCCACAUCAAGCCCACCAUGCACACCUACAAGCUGCUCAUUGACGCGCACGCCUCGCUCGAGCCCAUGGACAUGGAAGCCGCCGAGAAGGUUCUCGAGUCCAUGCAGGCAGCCGGCCAGCAGCCCGAUGCCGUGCACUACGCCUCCCUUGUCCACGCCAAGGGCUGUGUCCAGCACGACCUACCUGCCGCCCGCAAGGUCUUCGACUCCGUCGUCUCUGAUCGCCGCGUGCGCCUGCAACCCUGCCUCUACCAGGCCCUCUUCGAAGCGAUGGUGGCCAACAACCGCGUCGCUGACACCGAGGAAAUCGUCAAAGACAUGCUGCAGCGCAACGUCGAGAUGACCGCCUACAUCGCUAACACGCUGAUUCACGGCUGGGCCGUCGAGGGCAAUGUCUCCAAGGCCAAGACCAUCUACGACAGCAUCGGCAUCUCCAAGCGCGAGCCCAGCACAUACGAGGCCAUGACCCGCGCCUUCCUGGGUGCCGACGACCGCACAGCUGCCGCCGGCAUCGUCCAGGAGAUGAUGUCCCGUGGCUACCCCUCCGCCGUGGCCAGCAAGAUCAUCGAUCUCGUCAGCACUCCUACCUCCAUCUAA